AUUCCGGCAUCAGCGCGCCGCGUUCUCCUGGAGCCAGAUCCGGAGUGAAACCUGGCAGCGUUAUGGGGGGGAUCCGAGCGUCCACACAGAGAGCAACCCAGCGUGGGGACGAGCCCGAACUCCCCUCGCCUUAAGGGGCGGCUCGCUCCGGGUCUGUGCGGCCUGGCUGCUGCCAGCCAGCUCUCGCCCGCAACGGGGAUCUCACCCCGCCUGCCGCCGUGUUUGAAAUAGUUUUCUUCAGUGGCAGGGGGCGGGCUAAUGAGGGGAAGGCAGAGCCAGCCUGGCCCCGGUACACCAGAGCUUGACUGUCCGUGGUAAUUAGUCGGGAAACGGGCCGGCGUCCUGUGGUGGAAUUACUGUAACAAGCUGUCUUUUCUCUAAUUAGCUGCGCAGAUUGAAUGUUGAGGAAGAAUGAAGAGCGAUGCACAGAAGAUCGCUGAAGUUCAGCGUUUUGGACUGCACUGAACGAAACAAUGCUUGAAAUAUGCACUGCAGUCAAAAGACAUUAAUCGUUUUGCUGAGCCCUUUGAAGCGGACAAGCAUGCUUACAUACACAAAUGUAGCCCUGAAAUUAAAAUGUGAAGUUGUUCUAGAGAAUUAAACUCUCAACAAGACUAGUUCCAGUGGAUGGCCUAAAACCAUGUCCCUGUCUCGUGUUGAAAAUCCUUGUUUUCUGCUCUUCCUAGCUGUCUUUCAAGCAAUAUUUAUCCUGAUUUUGUACCGAGGUGGAGCAUCGAGUGUGUUUCGAGGACUUUUAGAUGCACCUCAGCCCUUGGAUUACUCAAAAACACAGGAUGUGUAUACAAACCUCAGCUUGUUCACCCGAGCUCCUAAUGAAGAAACUAUGCCAUAUUGCACAGCCCAGUCACCGAUAUUUGUUGGUCCAUUAACCAUCACCUUUAAUGCAUUCCCCAGUGAAAGACUGAUAAUAAAAAAAAAUCCCUUUGUUCGGUUUGGAGGCCGCUACAGCCCUCCUCACUGCCUGGCUCGCUACAAAUCAGCCAUCAUUGUACCACACAAGAACCAGGAGAAGCACCUGCGACACCUUCUCUAUUAUCUUCAUCCCUUCCUGCAGCGCCAACAGCUUCACUACGGCAUCUACUUGAUUCACCAGGCUGGGAAUGCUACUUUUAACCGAGCCAAGCUCCUUAAUGUUGGUGUCCGGGAAGCCAUGAAGGAUGAGGACUGGGACUGUCUGCUCCUGCAUGACGUGGACCUCAUUCCUGAAAAUGAUUAUAACCUCUACGUCUGUGAUGAAUACUACCCCAAACACAUUGCCAGUGCCAUAGACAAAUUCCAGUACAGUUUGCCAUAUUGGUCCUUUUUUGGAGGUGUCUCUGCUUUGACUCCAGAGCAUUACAUGAAGAUAAAUGGGUUUCCAAACACCUACUGGGGCAGUCGUGGUGAAGACGAUGACAUUGCUGCAAGGAUUCAGUUAGCAGGAAUGAAAAUAGUCAGGACCCCUAUUCAUCUUGGACGUUACAAAAUGGUGGAUCUUGAGCAACACAAAGGGAGUGAAGAGUACCCAAUAAGGCCUGCUCCACUGCAUAACACCAGAAAAACAUGGAAGGAUGAUGGAAUGAAUUCUGUAGAGUUCAAACUCCUUUCAAGAAAGAAGCACCUUCUUUAUACCAACAUCACUGUGGACAUUGGGAAUGCUCCCACGCUGCCUCCAGAGAAUAAAAACAAAGAGAAGAGAGCUUGAGUAUUAGUGCAGCACCUGGAAAUUGUGCAACACAGGAGGUGCCAGCCUAUAGUUAAUCAGGAAUCAGAGGUCUACAAAGAUUGAGGAAUUAUUUCCUGCUGUGGGCUUCACCUUUCCUCCAAACAUGCAAGGGUUAGAAGAAAAGUCUUCAGGAAUGAGGCAUGACAGCUACUAGACUGGAUUCAGUUUAUUGUAGAGAAUCUCUUUUAAGCGCUGUAAAAUGUGAUGCUUACUGAGCCCUUUACACACACAC
Molecule: messenger RNA, 1958 nt
Organism: Emys orbicularis (European pond turtle)
Lineage: Eukaryota; Metazoa; Chordata; Testudines; Emydidae
Product: beta-1,4-galactosyltransferase 3-like
Exons: 6
Coding region: 641-1705 (354 amino acids)
Biological process (GO): carbohydrate metabolic process
Cellular component (GO): Golgi apparatus
Molecular function (GO): galactosyltransferase activity
Source: RefSeq, a predicted model, not a curated record